Alternaria incomplexa is the source of this 1689-nucleotide messenger RNA. RefSeq lists its product as uncharacterized. Lineage: Eukaryota; Fungi; Ascomycota; Dothideomycetes; Pleosporales; Pleosporaceae. Gene Ontology annotation, cellular component: nuclear pore cytoplasmic filaments; nuclear pore; cytoplasm. The record is from RefSeq and is a predicted model, not a curated record. Gene Ontology annotation, biological process: regulation of translational initiation; regulation of translational termination; poly(A)+ mRNA export from nucleus. Gene Ontology annotation, molecular function: translation initiation factor binding; phospholipid binding; inositol hexakisphosphate binding. Bases 1 to 1689 code for a protein of 562 amino acids. The transcript has a single exon.
AUGCCCGCCAGAUCGGGCACCUCGUCGUCGAGCAUGCAUACCGCCACCUCCUUCAGCUCCAGCUUCAUGGACGCCUCGCCCACACGCCAAUCGCCAAAUCGACGCAGCAGUCACCGCCAAAAGCGCGAAUCCCUCAUCCGCGACCCCUAUGAGAGCCCGGCCAAGCAAUUAGCCCUCGAGUUCAAUCUCCGCCUCAGCAUAUCCGACCGGGAGUUCAACGAGAAGCUAGACCAGGCUGCGAACGAGCGCGCGAAACAACAUGCCCAACAACUCGCCUACGCUGCCGAGGAACACGAGCGCGUCUUCAGGAGCGCGAAGCUUGAGAUCGAACGCAUUGCCCUGGAAGAAGAGCAGGCGCGCCUCCGCCAUGAAGAGGCUCAACGGCAGGAGAUUGAGCGCCUGAAGCAGGAGAAGGCCCGCGAGCAAGCCGAGGCUCAGCGAAGGGCUCUGGAAGCAAGACAGCGCGAGGAGGAAGCCGCCCGUCAAGCCGCAGAACACAAGCUCAAACUGCAACAGGCCGAUGCCCGCAUCAAAGCCCAGCAAGAGCAGCAGGCGGCCGCUGAGAAGCAGAAGAGGGAAAAGGACGAAGCUGAUCGGAAGGCUGCCGAGGCUGCGGCCGCUGCAGAGAAGGCUCGACAGCAAGCACCACCACAGCAGCCAACCGCCCAGCCCACCCCCGCGCCAGCUCCCACACAAGCAGCUGCACCACCAAAGCCAUCCACCGCCGCACCGGCAACUAGCACCAGCGCCGAUCAGAUUCACGCCAAAUACCUUGAACUCCACCAGCGCAUGAAGGCCUUCCGCAAAGCUUUUUGGGAGGAACAUAAGAAGCCAACCUCCCCACUCAAGGGUCCCGUUGGUGAUGCCCGACGCGCCAUCCGCACUCGACUUGGCCAGAUCACAGUGGAGCGCAAGGACAGUGUCGCCGCCAUCAAGCGCCUCCGAACCGAAUGCUUCGACAUCGCCCUCACAACACCCGGACCCAUGGUCGACAUCCGACAAUACAUUGUCUCCCACCAAAUUCCCCAGCUGGCCAACGAGAACGAAGCCGCAUACCCGGCGUUCCUGCUCUACGUCUGGAUCUGCUUCGAGAAGUUCCUUGUAAAGCAGUUCGAAAAGGAGGCCGCCAACACCGACGGACGCAUCAUCCAGGAGAUCGGUUUGAUAGCAGCCAGCUUAUUCGGCGACCAGAAGUACAUGUGGAACGGCCUUCCUCUCAUCGACAUUGCGCUGGCCAAGCUACACAAGGCCUGCCCCCCUCUGUUUGGCAUCCGCGGUACUAUGAACACCAAGGAAGGUCGGUUGCGCCUAGGCUGGCAAGAGGACUCAACCCCGGAGACAUAUUCGCAGCGCAUGCGCGGUAUCGGAGCUGGCUACGCCUCCAUGUCCCUCCGCUCAUUCGCCGCCAAGGCGCCUGCCAUCGCCAUGUCAGAGUACUGGCGUGCCAUCUCUUCGAUAUGCAACACACCCUCCGAGCAACUCUGGCCUGGACACUUCGCCGUUCUCAGCGGCCUGAUCCGCGACUACCACAAGAAGUUCAUCCAAUUCUACGGCGUACCUGCGCGUGGCGUCCUGCGUCGCGCUGUCGUCGACCUACCCGUCCGUGCACCAGAGCGCUGCAAAGACGCCGCGAGUACCAUUGCCGUGUACCGCGAGACUUGGAAGAGGGAGAAGUUUUCGUUGGAUUAG